ACGGUCUCAAGAUUGUGCAGAUUGCUGGUAAAAACUCGGUUAAGUCCAAGUUAAGUCUCACUCUUGAGACUGGAAACAAACGUGAAUUGAACUGAGCUAUGUAUCACAAGUAUUAACAGUUUUGAUGUAAAUGGAAAGCAGAUAAUAUAAAUACGAAAUAGUUGCUAAUAAUAUAAUGUCAAAGUUGUCAAAAUUAAAGAAAUUGAUUCGUGUUUGAGAUUACAUGUAUUAUUUGGCAUUAAAUAUCACACCAUGGAUCCAUGAAAAUUAACUGAAUAAUUUUGUUUCUUUCUACGCUUUAUGUUAUGGAAAAUAUUGAAAUUUUGUUAUCAGAACAGAACAUUUCAGCCGGAGAUGCUCAACUUUACAUAAAAAAAUCAGGAAAUAAUGAAAUAGGCCACGUUCAACAAUGCGGAUCUAUUCCUUUAACCUUCCAAAGUGUAAUUAAUUUUAUUCGUGAGGUAUUUUUACCUUUUGGAUAUCCAGAAACUGUUAGUGAAGAUUAUUGGAACUAUCAGCUUUGGGACACUGCACAAGCCUUUUGUAGUACUAUUAUUGGUGCUUUCACUACCAGAUCUAUAUUGAAAGGAGUCGGUGUUGGAAAUAGUGAAGCAAAUGCCCUAUCAGCAGCUGUAACAUGGAUUUUGAAAGAUGGAAUGGGGAUGAUAGGAAGAAUAUUUUUUGCAUGGUGGAAAGGCAACCAAUUGGAUUCAGAUUGUAAAAAAUGGAGAUUUUUUGCUGAUAUUUUGAAUGAUGUUGCUAUGACUAUUGAACUGAUUCUGCCUUAUUUCUCCACCUACUCCAUGGAAAUUUUGUGUCUUACCUCAAGUAUGAAAUGCAUUGUAGGGGUUGCUGGUGGUGCUACUAGAGCUUCCAUAACACAUCAUCAAGCAAUUAAAGAUAAUAUGGCUGAAAUAUCUGCUAAAGAUGGUACACAAGAAACCCUUGUAAAUUUGAUAGGAAGCAUAGUUAGUCUUUAUUUGCUGACAAUUUUUAAUGACACACAUUCCGAGUGGUUAUUGAUAGUAGCACUCAUCUCUCUCCAUUUAUUGACCAAUUAUUGGGCUGUAAAAUCUUUAGUCUUCAGAACUUUUAAUGAUCAAAGACUGAUUUUAGUACUGAAAAGUUAUUUCAAUAUUGGAACUGUUCUGAGUCCAACGAAAAUUAAUGAAAAUGAGAAUGUUAUCUUGGGACGGGGUAUUAACAUGCAACAAAUUUGUGGUUUUCAAGUAGUUAUUGGUAAAUCGCUCAAAACCAUUUUAAAUAAAUGGACAGCGGCAGAUUUAAAAGAGAUCUUGACAGUGUAUCAAGAAUAUAAUUAUUUACUUUUGAUUAAUUUAAACAGUAGAGAGAUUUAUAUUAUUCUCAACAAAGGAGAAUCUGCAGAAACUUUAAUAGCUGCCUAUUUUAAUGCAGCCAGUUUAGCCAUAGCGACUUGUAUAUACAACCAUAUGAAUCUGGAUUUACUUGACAAAAGACAACGUAAUCAUCGAACACCAGUCAACAGGCUGCAGACUUUCAUGAAGUCCUAUCAAACGACGUCUAAUUUAAUGAACAUACCUUAUAAUAAUCUGUUGCAAUUUCAAGAAUUUGUGAAACAAGAAUAUCAGAUGUUUUACACCGCCCUCCAAAUUAAUGGGUGGAACUUGAACUCGCAUUCAUUAAAUAUGGGGCAAUACAGAUGUGAUUGGAAGUCCUUCAAGAAAAAUGAAUAAAAUGUAUCCUACUAUUCAACUAAUAAAUUUUAGUUCGUUUAAUAUGUAGUUUUUAAUAAAAAUUAACUACUACAAUUUAAUCAAUUUUAUUUAAAAACAAAAUGAUAUUAUAAUUGGUCCUUUUUCUAUGUACAAUAAAUAUAAUUUUGCUAUAAA
Messenger RNA from Diorhabda sublineata, 1871 nucleotides. Its product is annotated as RUS family member 1. Bases 306 to 1715 code for a protein of 469 amino acids. The record is from RefSeq and is a predicted model, not a curated record. NCBI's taxonomy places the organism in Eukaryota, Metazoa, Arthropoda, Insecta, Coleoptera, Chrysomelidae. The transcript has 8 exons.